AAAGUAGCUAGGGUUUUAUUCUUUUCGGUGGUCAGUUAUAAACACUCUAUAACGAAGCUCCGGCGCCACCAUUAAACGCCUCUCGCUCUCUCGCUACUAAAUUUCACGGUAGAUUUGGAAAUGGCGACAGUACCAGGACAAUUGAUAUGGGAGAUCGUUAAGACAAACAACUGUUUCUUGGUCAAACAGUUCGGGAGAGGCAACGCCAAGGUUCAGUUCAGCAAGGAGACCAACAAUCUCUGCAACCUCAACUCCUACAAGCACUCUGGUCUUGCAAACAAGAAGACAGUGACCAUCCAGCCAGCUGACAAGGAACAAGGUGUUGUCCUCGCCACCACCAAGACCAAGAAGCAGAACAAGCCUAAGAUCUCUGUCAACAAGUCCAUCCUCAAGAAGGAAUUCCCAAGGAUGUCCAAGGCUGUUGCUAACCAGGUGGUAGACAACUACUACAGGCCAGACUUGAAGAAAUUCGCUCUUGCCAGACUCAGUGUCAUCAGCAAAAGCAUUAGGGUUGCCAAAUCCGGUGCCAAGCAAAGAAACCGUCAAGCUUAAGCUUUUAUUCAAGAUGUGUGUUUGAAGUAAAACAGAUUUUGCUAAAGAGGGUUUAUGAAAUUGUUUUUGUUGAAAUUGAAUCACAACACUAUGGUUUUUUUUUUUAUUAUUUUAAAAUGUGUUUUCUUA
Messenger RNA from Raphanus sativus (radish), 681 nucleotides. Its product is annotated as 60S ribosomal protein L28-1. The transcript has 4 exons. Gene Ontology annotation, cellular component: ribosome; cytosolic large ribosomal subunit. The coding region runs from base 121 to 552 and encodes 143 amino acids. Gene Ontology annotation, molecular function: structural constituent of ribosome. The record is from RefSeq and is a predicted model, not a curated record. Gene Ontology annotation, biological process: translation. NCBI's taxonomy places the organism in Eukaryota, Viridiplantae, Streptophyta, Magnoliopsida, Brassicales, Brassicaceae.